AUGGCCGAAUCACACCGUGUCACAGGUUUCCUGUGCCUCCCAUGCGGUGUCAAGACAAUCGCGAGUCCAUACAGAGAUUUGCUUGCGGCUCGAUUCCCCAACGUGAUAAGUGCAUUCGAAGAGAUCAGUCCAGAGGAACGCAAGGUCGGCACAGCGAGAAAGGUUCGCAUGUGCAACGGCGUCGACGUGAUCUUCCUGUUCCUUCCAGAGUUGUCUCAGAGCGAAAAGUGUCGCCCUGACUUCAAAGAUGUCCUCGGCGAGUAUACCAGAGCCUGGCGAGACUGCAUCAGGGAUCUAAAGGCCAAGGCACAUGAUAUGGUGUCUAGUCAUACGGAGCCUACACAGCAGGACUACGACGACAUGCUUCGCAAGUUCUACUUCGCUUUACCAGUAUGGGCUGAGCCGACGCUGUGGGACGACCGCUCGUCUACCGGCAAGUUGUGUGAUGUCGCCGAGUUGGAAGCGAUAGCAUGGAACGACUUCCGCAGUGACGAGUAUGAGGACAUACACGAUUAUCACGAGUCUACACAGCGCCAAAGUCGAACAGCCCAAGUCGAGCGGAUGAAACUGAAGCGGCUAUACUCGGACACCAAUACCGCUACCGACACCGUCGUGUACACAAGGCUUCAGAAUGCUAUCACAGCCCUCGAACAGAACAUACAUGCUUCUAGUGACCUGGUAAAGGCACUGGGAAGCCUGAAAUCUGAGAUCCAGGAGGCUGGCGACUGUGUUCGUCAUCAAGUCCGUGAGAUGGAAUGUGUCGCAAGAAGGAGAACGAGGCUUGAAUGCAGUGUCAAGGACAGCAAGACAGCAAUGGCCAAGCUGGUCGAGGCUACGGACACCGAUCACAACACGGUGAAGCAGCUUCACGACCGACUCGCCGCCACGGCAGAACAACGCCAGAUGAUCUUUCACUGCUUUCCUUCCAGUGAAACACUGGGUCCAGACCAGAAAGCCAUCGCGACACAAGGAACCUGGCUGCUGGAAGUCUUCAAAUCGGUGGAUUGCCCGAAGUCUGGCUCAGCCGCAAUCCUCCACAUGAUUGAAGAUGAUCGCAACCAUCUUGUAUUCAUGUGUCUUCCGGAAGUGUUAACGGCGGAACGCGACACUCGUCUUGGGUACAUGGGCGCAGGCUACGUCAACGACUGGAUCACAUGUCUACUGGAUAUAGAGCGCGAGCUUGCGGGAUGGUCCUUAACAGACACGAAUUUGAUCUUCAGACUCUACCUGCCACCGACGCACAACGCAGCGCAGACCGAUUACCUCCUACAGGUGGCAACGGGCCUACUGCGUCCACACACGGUCGUCACCGAUUGUGAAUACAGGAAAUGGCAGUCGAUCAGCUCAGAAAGCGGAGCGGAAGCACCUCAAGUCGCCGCGGGAGUAUCAGGCCCUGGAAUCACCCAGAACACGUCUCAAGCCCAAGACAGUGACAAGUCGGACAUGGUCAAUGCACAGGUCGAAGCGCUACAGCAAGAGCUCGAGCGUGUCAAAGCUGCUAGAACGAGGCCAGAGAUCAUAGAUGCGGCGCAGAGGCUUCAUGCAAAGCUAGAGAGCGCAAUCAAGGCGGCGAAGAAGAAUGACUCGAUCACAGACAACGUGACAUCCGCACUGGAAGAUCUGAUUGAUGGGUUGUUGAGGUCUAGCGAUAUCGUUCCGGAGCUGGUGGGCAAGAUGAUCAAAGCGGAGCAGGAGCUCGAGCGUCGAUUUCAGAGGAGCCAGCGUAAGAUGACAAAACUGGUGAAGUCGAUGGGUCCGGACGGCAGCGUGGUUCACGAGCUGGUGAAGGCUCACUUCGAACAGCCAUUCCUCGAGAUGCUCCAGAUGCACAAGGAUCAGGAAGUAUCAAGCCAGUGA
Messenger RNA from Cyphellophora attinorum, 1857 nucleotides. RefSeq lists its product as uncharacterized. The transcript is spliced from 7 exons. The record is from RefSeq and is a predicted model, not a curated record. The coding region runs from base 1 to 1857 and encodes 618 amino acids. NCBI's taxonomy places the organism in Eukaryota, Fungi, Ascomycota, Eurotiomycetes, Chaetothyriales, Cyphellophoraceae.